UUUCCCCUUCUUUAUUACUAGGUGAUGGUAAUGCCAGAGGGAGCAGAAACUGUUUCAAGGCCAAGUCCCGAUUAUCCCAUGUUACCCACAAUACCACUCUCUGCCUUCUCUGAUCCCAAGAAGACCAAACCAUCCCAUGGGUCAAAGGAUGCCAACAAGGAAAGCAGCAAGGCAUCCAAGCCACACAAAGUAACCAAGGAGCACAGAGAGAGGCCAAGGAAAGACUCUGAGAGCAAAAACUCCUCCAAAGACCUUGAAAGAGAACAAAACAAACCUUUGAAGGACUCCUCCAGAAAACCAACAGAGAAUAAACUGCCUAAGGAGGAGAAGGCGCCUCCGAAAGCUGCUUUCAAGGAACCAAAACUGGCUGUGAAGGAGACCAAACUGGAGAACACCUCUCCAAAGGGUGGGCCGCAGCCGGAGCUGAAGUCUUCCAGCAAGAGGCCUUCCAAUGUGGAGUCACCAAAGCCCAGUGCCAAAAAACAAAAAAAGAGCAGCUCCAAAGGGGUAAAGAAUAUCCUGGGGACGUCUCCCAGAACCUCGUCUUCCUCGUAUCCAGAGAAGAAACAAACCAAGGAGAAGAUGAAUGCCAAAGUGGAAAAGGUAAAAUCCGAAAGCGAGGCCAAGGAGAUCAAAAAGCCUGUGGAAAUGGAGGAGUCAAAUUCAGAGGAUGAGAAUUCUUUCAAAUCAGAGUCUGUCCAGUCCAGCCCUUCCAACUCCAGCUCCAGCUCCGACUCCAGCUCCGACUCUGACUUCGAGCCAUCUCAGAACCACAGUCAAGGCCCGCUGCGCUCCAUGGUGGAGGACCUGCAGUCGGAGGAGUCUGAUGAUGACGACAGCUCCUCAGGGGAAGAGGCAGCAGUCAAAGCAAACCCCGUCAGCCGGGAUUCCAGACUGAGCCUUAGUGACAGUGACAGUGACAACAGUGCAGACUCCUGCCUGCCCAGUCGAGAGCCUCCCUCUGCUCAGAAGCUGCCCCCAGCAAAUAAUAAGGCAUCUGGAAGAAAAAGCCCGGAGUCUUGUAACAAACCAGAGAAGAUCCUGAAGAAGGGAACCUAUGACAAGGCCUACACUGAUGAAUUAGUGGAGCUCCACAGGCGACUCAUGGCACUACGAGAGCGCAAUGUGCUGCAGCAGAUUGUAAAUCUCAUUGAGGAAACGGGGCAUUUUAACGUUACCAACACAACCUUUGACUUUGACCUCUUCUCCCUGGAUGAAACAACUGUUCGUAAGCUGCAGAGCUACCUGGAAGCAGUAGCAACAUGACCUCGGCCUUGGAAGCAGGCUGCUUUUGAAACCAGAAAUCCCCUUUAUUGGUACCAGGAAACGAACCCAUGGAACUAGGCCUUCUUAUUCUCUCGAUUCACCCGAAGCACUGCCUUAGAGAACAGCCAUGCUCUAUGAAUGCACAGCCAGCUGCACUUUCUUGUAGGCUUCAAACAAGCACCCAUAUUGCUGAGUCUGUCCUCCCUAGCUUCCUAAGUCCGCUUGGGCACAGAUCCUGAGUAGAGCAAAAGAACGGCUGCGCCCGGCUGCAGCGCGGCCCUUCUGGUUUUACUUCAAGAAACUGUUUGAAGAACGUUUUCAGGCACCUCUGAGACCUGAAGAAGUGCGGGCGAUGUUUUCCUCACCAAGUCUUUGGGACCAGCCUGCAGAGAGCUCCGGUCAGUCCGGUUUCCUUCGGCUCCGUGAAGAAGCAUUCGUGCCGCGUUGGCUUUUACAAAGCUCGCCGGGAGGCUGCUGGUGACAGGAGGUUCUGGGAGUCUCGUUGCUCCGUCGUGGAGGAAAGCAGACAGAUUCUGGUUUUGCUCACUCUGUGAGUUCUGUUGCAGUUGGGCACGGAGCGCUGCUGCCGUUGGCUCCCGGUGGCUGCAGGGCUGUGCUCUGUUCUGGCUGCCUGCAGGGGUGGUUUGAGCUCCCUGAAGAGGCCCUCUCCAAUCUGCUGUGUCCCGUUGGGGUUUGGAGACGUCUUUGUUUGUUGACCUGAGCUCCUAAACAAAGUCUCACUCCUUUCAGUCUGCUUUAACUGUAAUAGGACUACGAAACUGUAAGCUGUAUAUUUUAUAUAUAUAUUAUAUAUAUGUAUGUACUGUAUGUAUAAGAAGGGCCUAGUUGGGUCUUAUGAUUUUAAGGGUGUGUUUUUCUGUU
Meleagris gallopavo (turkey) is the source of this 2148-nucleotide messenger RNA. Lineage: Eukaryota; Metazoa; Chordata; Aves; Galliformes; Phasianidae. The record is from RefSeq and is a predicted model, not a curated record.